Messenger RNA from Arabis nemorensis, 1452 nucleotides. The record is from the annotation of a GenBank genome assembly. Lineage: Eukaryota; Viridiplantae; Streptophyta; Magnoliopsida; Brassicales; Brassicaceae.
AUGACAAUCUCUGCGAUGGGAAAGAAACGUGUGGUUCUAGGUUUAGCAAUCUGUCUCAUUCUCUCAAGCUUCCAUGAGGUUUCUUGCCAGGCUGACGCAAACGACGAUCCUAAUCUGAUGUUCGACGAUCCAGAAAAUCCAGGUUUUUCAAGAAUGAGUCCUAUUACAAUAAUUGGGGAUCAGGAUGAAAACGAAAGUGGUAGCGGUAGCGCAGGGGGGAGCAGUGUGGAAAUAAACAGUGCAACGUCUAGUGAGGAGAGAUCAUCAUCUGCGUUUCAGUCAGAUGAAUCAGUGACAAUCCAAGGAGGUUCUUCUUCUCAUGAGUCUGGAGCUGCUAGUGAUCAAGAAGGGACUCCACUUUCGGAUCUAGCGGACCACGUCCGACGUCUAACUGAAGAUUUGUUCACUGGUCGUAAUCUUAAUGUAAAACGUGUAGUAUCUAAGGACGCUGAUGCAAGACGGAAGCUGGACGAGAUUGACCGCGAUAUCAAAGCUGCGGCAGCUCAAAAAAUUGAAGAACAAACAUUUACAAAGACGACACGUCAAAGCAAAUCUGAAGAGUCUAUGGAAAGUAGUAACCAAUUCGAGUCGUCAAAGAAAAGCAAUAGUGGCUCAAGGGUUAUCGGAUCUCUAGGAAUUGGACAGACAGGUAUGUGGCGCUGCGUAAACCAAGACCAAAAUGGUAAUAAGGAAGAUGAUGAUUCUCCCAUCGUUAUACCAAAGUAUAACUUAGAUGACAUCAUCAAGGAAGAAUCCACUUACGAGGGCUCCUCGUCAAAGACCUCUAGCCUCAUAGCAUCGCUGACCGCGAUUGUUGAAAAGCAUAAGCAAGGAAGAGGUUCGUCUUCAAGCGUAAGCAUAGGAAAGCGUACAACUACGGAAAAAACUGAGACGAUAGAGAAGAUAAAAGUGCACCUGAAACAAUAUCGUAAUAUAAAAGUGAAAGAGCUUGUGACUCGUUCAGAUUUCGAGCAGAUACUAACGAUGGCUUCACGUUAUGAGGAGCUGACCUCAGCUUCGGUAAGCUACAUCGCGAGGCUGUCCAAGUACAAGAGUGUGAUAAAGGAAGAAACCAAGGCCACUAAGCGAGUCCAACUUGCACACCAGCGUGCCACCUUGCUCAAUGAGAUGGCUAAUGAGAAACAGACAAGGGUGGAUGCUGAGCUUGAGUUGGUUAAAACUUACGCUCAAAAGGGUGAUGCGUUGUACGUCAAAAUAUUCGCCUUGAAGAAAGCAUUGUUGAAGCUUGAGGCCGAGAAGAAAGAGGUUGAGAUGAGUUUCCAAAAAAUUGUUGCGAAUCUAGCAAUCGUCAUAGAGGAGGCUGCUCGGGCCUACGAGGAGCAUCAUGUGGCUGUGCGGCAGUGGAGAGAGGAGAAAACAUCUCUCGAAUUCUCGUAUGAGGCCAUAGAGAGUGCAGAGAGCGUUUGGGUUAGCUUUCUUGGCACUCUCUAA